Molecule: messenger RNA, 2556 nt
Organism: Glossina fuscipes
Lineage: Eukaryota; Metazoa; Arthropoda; Insecta; Diptera; Glossinidae
Gene: m-cup
Product: protein fem-1 homolog C
Exons: 8
Coding region: 269-2428 (719 amino acids)
Molecular function (GO): protein binding
Source: RefSeq, a predicted model, not a curated record
AGAUCUUUAAAAAAAUUAAACAAGCUGAAAGAAAUGCAUAAAUAAUGUGUAAUUAUAAUUUAUAUAUAGUGAAAACUUGUAACAAGAUAUAUAAACUUUCUCUCAUCUAGUGACGUAAAAGAGAGUGUAAUAUUAUUUAAAUCUCAUUAAGGCGAACGGAGUAAAUCCCCUUUGCCAGCAAAACCACUCUAUCCUGUCUAGGUUGUACUUGCUAAAAAAAUACGCGAGAAAUUGCCUAUAAUUAAUAAUAAUAAUGCCAAUAUAGCUAAUGUUCAGUUUUAGUCUUAGGAUUAUUAAAAACUUUGUAUGUAGUGGGAGAAAUUUUCUUUGGUAUUUGUAUACAAAAAUAAACACAUUAUACAAUUCAUUUGUGCCAAAAUAUUUACAACUUAAUCAAAUCAUCAUGUCAAAUGCUAUAUUAUACGAUGAGUCAAUAGUUACCAAAAAUGAACAAGCGGUUAGUGAGUUCAAUGGCAAUUGGAUGUCCAUUGUAAUCCCAAGCAUGUAUCGAAAAAUAACAAAACUCAGCUAUGAUCUUAUUGAAGAAUGUAAAAAAUGUUCAGAAAAUUCUACCAUCUCGAAAGGCCUUCGAGAAGAACUGGAAUGUUAUAGUCGCGAAGUGCGACGAGAAGCGGUAAAGCGUAUGCGGAAUGGUUGUGCCCCUUUGUUCAUAGCGGCUAGCCGCGGCUGUGUACCAAUUGCGGAAUACCUCGUAACAAUUUGCGAAGCUAAUAUCGAACAACAUGGUCUCUAUGAGGCCCCGGUGGAUCGUACAUUUCAUCGCGUUACUCCAUUUUGGUGUGCAGUAGUUUCUAAUAAACUGCCAAUGGUCAAGUAUUUGUUACGUGUCGGUUGUGAUAUAAACGCGAUCUCUGAUACCGGAUCAACGCCAGUGCGAAGCGCAUGCUAUAUGACUCACAUUGAAAUGGUUAAAUUUCUAGUUGAACAUGGUGCUGAUAUUAAAAAGACCAACAUGAACGGUGGUACAUGUUUAAUUAACUCAGUGCAAUCACCGCAAUUGUGUUUGUUUUUAAUACGCAAAGGUGCGGACGUAAAUGCUAUCGAUAUACAGGGUAAAACUGCUCUACACUAUGCCAUACAGGAACAUAGACUGGAAACUACUAAACUUUUAUUAGCACACGGUGCCAAUCCUUACGUUUUAAGUCGACAUGGUGAUGACGCCUUGCGUACAGCAUGUUUAAAGGGGGCUCAUCAAAUUUUCGAUUAUCUCAAAAAUAAUUUAGAGUAUUCGUUAGAAAGAAUAGCAGAAGCUCAUGAAUUAAUAGGUUCCACCUUUUUGGACGAACACAAUGAAAGCCGAGUAGCCAUACUGCAUUGGCGACUUGCUCAACAUAUACGAGCAUCUCAAACACCUUACAUUGAAAAAUUUCCGAAAGUACCGUUGCGUGAGGCUUAUUGUAAUGCCGUAGAAUUUCAAACAUUAGAAGAAUUAGACAAUAUAGCCGUAGACAUUGAUGCAAUGCGUGUACAAAGUCUCUUGAUUUGUGAACGCAUUUUGGGCAUAACUCAUAAAGAUACUUUGUUUCGUUUAACAUUUCGAGGCGCUUCGUACGCCGACUCAUUACAAUUGCAACGCUGUAUUCAUCUUUGGACCUUGCUAUUGGAAAUAAGAGUGCAACACAAUUCGAUAUUACAUUUUGAUACAUGCUUUGCGGCCCAAGCACUAGUGCGUUUAAUGUUAGAACUGAACGAACGGAAUACGCAUCUCGAGUUUAAUGCUGAUUUCGAACAUUUGCCUCGCUUUGUUGAUGUGCUUACCGUAUUCAAUUUGCUUACGGAAACCAUAAGCGAAUCAUAUGAUUUACUACAAAUACGUCCGGUACACCGUAAGCAGCAGGAAAACUUUGAUAAUAUAUUCAAAUGCAUAGCGCACGCAAUCUAUCUCUUGGUCUCAACGGCACACGGUCGUGACGAAAUACGUCGCGUUUAUAUGUCUGUAAAAGAGUUGGUAAAAUUGAAUAUUUGUAGUGCCUGUACGAGCGAUACGCUUUUACAUUUAUGUGUUUCACGUUUAAAUGUUAUCAAAAGCGGUUAUCUAAAUGAUAAUAAUUUAAAUAUCAUAUUUCCGGAUGCUUCCGUUAUCAAGUUUCUAUUGGAUUGUGGCAUGAAUGUAAAUGCAAAAAAUGAAGUAAAAUCUACGCCUUUGCAUAUCGCUGCUCAACCCUACAAUUUCAGUAAUGAGAUAAUUUCUUUACUUCUAAAUAAUGGUGCGGAUCUCGAUCAACCCAAUAAAUCGGAUGAGCGUCCUUUCAAUUUAAUUGCCAGCAAUCCUGCUAACACUGUCUCACUGAUGAAUUAUAUUACCCUUAAAUGUUUGGCUGCCACCGUUAUCAGUAGGUAUCGCAUACCGUAUAAAGAGGAAAUACCCAAAUGUCUAGAGGAUUUUCUCAAACAUCACGAACCCUAAAUAAUGUACUUUUGAAAGGCUGCAUAUUAUUUAUUCUCUUUCCUCUUCUAUAGAAAUCUUAAGUUAGAUUUUAAAAGCAAAAUUAAAAACCUUUUAAAAGGUGAAAUGUAUUAUAAAAAUUUUAUAUA